Molecule: messenger RNA, 348 nt
Organism: Kwoniella botswanensis
Lineage: Eukaryota; Fungi; Basidiomycota; Tremellomycetes; Tremellales; Cryptococcaceae
Exons: 2
Coding region: 1-348 (115 amino acids)
Source: RefSeq, a predicted model, not a curated record
AUGAAACGAUCCCCUUCACCUUCACCUUCCAACGAGUCUCAUACUCCUACUCCCACCUUAAGACAAGACGUCCAAACAGAAGGUAAAUCGCCUAAAACUCUCAAGAAGAUCAAGAUAGAAUCAACCUCCUCUGGGCCCUUCUCGAGUUCACCUUCCAACAGUCACUGGACACCUGAUAAGAAAGAACAAUUGCUCGAGAAGAUCAUUAGUAUAGGGUUGAAGGCUUGUAAUGUCGAUGAGAUCUGUCAAGAGUUCGGUCUCACCAAAAUCCAAUUCAAGAAUGCUACUCAAGCUGGAAAGAAAGGGAAUCUGAGAGAUAAAGCUUGUAAAGGGAUCAGAGGUGAUUAA